AUGGCGGCAACAAGGCUAGACCGCUUGGUAUCGCUCCUCGAUACGGGCUCAACCCCGGCGAUCCGCGCUACAGCUGCAAAACAGCUCGGUCAGAUUGCAGCCGUGCGGAUUCGAGGCCAGAGCACAGCACAGCAAGCGGCAGCCCACGCGAGGCCGCACAAGACCGAGAACUUGAAGCAAUCCCACGAUGUCGGCUCAGGUACUUCCACACCCGCGCUCGAUCCUGAAGCAGACGGACUGAUCAAGUCGGAAGAUCCGUCAUCUGCUGCAUCCAAGAAACAGAGCGCUAAGUUCGGCACUUCCGAACAGAUCAACAAGCAGCACAAUUUCACCGGCCCUUCCGUCGACGAUCAAGUUGGCGUCUACCGAGGCACCGAUGGUGACUGGGACGAGAUCACAUCCUAUCUCGCCAGAGUUGUUCCUUUCCUGCGCUCCAAAAGCUGGGAUACGCGUGUUGCUGCCGCGCUUGCCAUCGAGAGUAUCUGCCACGCCGCUGGCAUCUGGGAUCCCGAUAUCGAGCCGUCAAAGCCGGGCGAGAGCUCCAAGUCGGUCCUCACAGAUGACGACGAAGAUACGAAGGACCAGAAGCCAGAUGUAUCAGAGCUUCUUGCUACCGAGUCCCUCCUCACCUUCGAUGCCUUCUCGCUACCAACGGUUCUGGCCACUGGUACCAAGCUUCUUUCGUCCGCGGGCAAAGAAUUCGAACAAGCCUCGCUGGCUGCCGGUGCCGAUCGGUUGGCGCAGGCAAAAAAGGAUGUCGUCGGCAAACUCGGACUCGGCUUCGGUCUGGACGAGAUGGACAUUGGCAUGGACGUCGAAGCCGAACUAAAGACGGGAGAGUCGACGUCCACCUCUUCGAUUCCGCGGUCGUCUCAGGGGAAUGUGGAUUGGAGGACAGCUGCUGGAGGCGCUGCCCAAUCUCAGUUGCCGCCGCCUCGCUUCGCCGCCGCCGGCCCGCCCGUAGGUUCUUCGUUGCCAGCACCACGAUUCACCAACAAUGGAGCGCCAUCUUCUCCGUCUCCGAUAUCGACCGCCAUCCCAUCUGCAGCGUCUGCACCAUCACCAUCUCCAGCAUCCGCUGCCUCUGCCUCCGAGCCUCCUGCGGACGAGAUCGACAUGAGCAAGCUCAGCGCAAGAGAGCGCAACGCUCUCAAGAGGAAGCGCAAACUGGAAGGCAAGAGCGGUCCGGCGGAUGCCAAAACGAGGGUCAUCGAUAGCACCGAAAUGGCAUCGCCAAACGCUGCGGCCGGUCUGCGCGUCAAGACACCCUCUGGCGGCCUUUCACAGACGCCUAUCACCCCUUCCAAUGCAGAGACGGCGGGAGACUAUCUCACUGCUGUUCCGCCGCCCGCACCAAAACAUCCAGCAGGCGGUCCAGGGUCGAUGCCCGCUGUCACCGGCAGCGCGUCCACCCCUACGCCCAUUCCCGAGGUGCCUGGUUCACCGGCUGCCGCGCCGUCUCCUGCGGCAGGAGUUGCUGGUGCACCCGCAUACGCCUCUUCUGCCAACCCGUUCCAGGUCCGACCCGGCGAGUGGCCUUUCCGCCUCGUUGUCGACACUCUCAGCGUCGAUCUCUUCAGUCCCACUUGGGAAACGCGUCACGGUGCCGCCCUGGGUCUCAGAGAGCUUCUCAAGACACAGGGCUCCGGCGGCGGCAAGGUCCAGCUUGCUUUGCAACAAGACAAUGUCAAGAUGCACAAGGCGUGGUGCGACGACAUGUCGAUCAAAUUGCUCUGCGUAUUCGCGCUUGACCGCCUCGGCGACUUCGUCUUUGACCAAGUGGUUGCACCGGUCCGCGAGACUGCGAGUCAGACGCUUGCGUGUCUCCUGCCUCACAUGCCGGAAUCCUCGAUCCUGUCGGUGCAUAACGUCCUUUUGCAGAUGAUUCGCCAAGACCACGCCGCUGAAGGUGCUAGCACCGACUUUGCCGCUGGCUUCGCUGCCAAGCGCGGCAAGAAAGGGUACGUCUGGGAAGUGCGCCAUGCCGGCCUUCUCGGUCUCAAGUACGAGGUCGUUGUCAAAAAGGAUCUGCUCAUGUCCUCAACCACCGUCAAGAGCGAAGCUGCCGUGGUGAAGAAGGAAGAGGUGGAUCAAGAGCCGCUUUCGGAGGAAUCGGCAGUCAUUGAUACUGCAAAGAUGCUGCGGGACGUGGUCGAGGUGGCCAUCCUUGGUCUCAAAGACGACGACGAUGAUGUGCGUGCUGUGGCUGCCUCUGCUUUGGUGCCCAUCGUCGACGUCAUUCUCGAAAAGCUUCCCAGCGAGGUUGGCAGGCUUCUCGAUCAGCUGUGGGACUGCCUCGGGGAUCUCAAAGAUGAUCUUGCCAGCAGCAUUGGCGGUGUGAUGGACCUCCUUGCCAAACUGGUCGAGCAUCCGGGGAUCGUGAUCCACCUCAAAGCCGAAGCUGAGGAGCAGCGUGCACUGUCUCUCCUCAUUCCGCGCCUCUUCCCCUUCUUCCGUCACACCAUCACAAGCGUGCGUCUCUCCGUGCUCAAUGCGUUGCGCGUCUUUCUGACGGUUCCCUCACUACCAAAGGACUGGAUUGACGAGCGCGUUUUGCGCCUCCUCUUCCAGAAUCUAGUUGUGGAGGAGAAGCUGCCUAUCCGCCGCGCUAGCGCUGACGCCUGGGGCCACGCCCUCGCGCAUGUCGCCGGCGACGCUGUCACUGUGCAAACGCUCCUUGGACCUUACAUCGUCAACUUCUUCCGCAUCGUCAUGACGCCGCUCGGCUCGCCCAUCGACUUUGCACUCUUCUACAGUGCGUCGUUCGGCAGCACUAGCCACGCCGACGCCAAUCGUCACAACGUCGACAAGGGCAUCUUGACUCAAGAUCUGUCGCUGAUCGGCGUGGAUGCUGUCAUUCGCGGUCGUCUCAGCGCCGCCGAGGCUUUGGGUGGUGCACUUGCGCGCUUCCCUCGUACCGACGACGAACUUGCCUUCGGUGGCGUUCUUCGCGAGUAUCUCGAAUCCACGUCGGCGUUGCAAAAGUGUCUGGCGGCAGCCAUCAUUCAAGAGUGGGCUCAGGCUUGUGCCGAUCUCGGCGUCGAUCUCAAAGAUUCGAGCGCCAUCGUCGGUGACAUUGCCAGUCGCCUCAUCAACAUUCUCGAGACGCCCGCCCCGCCGACCUAUGCCGAGAUGACGGUGAUGCUGCAGCGCAUUCAAGUCGAGUGCCAGGGACUCUACAACUCGUUCCAACGCGACGCCAAGGUGCCAAAGGCAAAGAUUCCAGCACUCGCCACGACGGUCGAUCCUCUGGGCAUGAUGGUCGAUGCGUUCACCGUUGACACUGCCAAGGGCGUCGCCUCGAAGGGAUUCGAGUCGCUGCUCGCGCAGGCGGGAUCCAAAGCCAAAAAGGCAGCUCUGCCGCUGCUGGAGGACCGACGUCGCAAGCUGAUCGCCGCCAUUGGCUUCUACCAGGCGAACAAAGAGAAGCAAGACACGCAAGUGUUUGCAUCCAUCGCAGGCGCCGUGAUCUCGUUGAAGGUGCUGCCAGCAAAGCUCAACCCUGUGAUUCGCAGCAUCAUGAACAGCGUCAAGUUCGAAGAAAACAUCGACCUCCAGACCCGCUCGGCGCGGUCGGUGGCCAAGCUGGUCGAGUACUGCGUCUCGCCUGCCGCCAAGUCGAACCCAAGCGACAAGAUCGUCAAGAACCUGUGCGCCUUUGUUUGCCAAGAUACGACGCGCGUGGCCAUCUUUACUGCCAGUAAGAGCGUCCGCGAAGGCAUCCUCAGCAUGAACGAGCCCGCCGUCGUUCCAAGGGGGCCAGGCAGGACCAGCACCAAGGACGAACCCGUUGAGUCCGAGGAAGUUCUCCAAGGCAAACUGAUCCGUCGCGGUGCCGCUGCCGCACUUGCUCAGCUCGCAGAUUUGUUCGGCGAGAGGCUCUUCGUUGUCGUGCCAAUGCUGUGGCAGUGCAUGAGCAGCUCGUUGCUAGGCACGUUUGGCUCGACGGCUGCAGAGGCAGAUGCUCUCAUUGCCAAGCAAGACGAUCUGGGCCAGGGCAUUCUGGAUGCUUGUGCGGUGCUUGAUGUCAACCUGCCCAAUCUGAAAGGGACCCUAUGCGACAAGGUGGUCGAAUUGCUUCCAUCAUUGACGCUCGCCAUUCAGAGCGAGUUCGCAGUAAUUCGUUCAGCAGCAGCAAAGUGCUUCGCUGUCGUUGCCAGCUGUCUCACCGAAGUGGCGCUCAAGCACGUCGUCGAGCAGGUGGUACCCCUCGUCGGCGAUGCUGCCUCCAUCACGAACCGUCAGGGCGCCGUCGAGCUCAUCUACCACACGGUGCAGCUGCUCGACCUCAAGAUUCUACCCUACGUCAUCUUCCUCAUCGUGCCCGUGCUGGGUCGUAUGAGCGACAACGAUGAGAAAGUGCGCUUGGUGGCGACAAACACAUUUGCGUCGCUCGUCAAGAUGGUGCCGCUCGAAGCAGGACUUCCGGACCCGCCCGGAUUUUCAUCUGAUCUGUUGCAGCGCCGCGAAACGGAACGCAAAUUCCUCAUGCAGCUGCUCGACGGGUCUAAAGUGGAGCCUUAUCAGAUUCCGGUCAAGAUCAACGCUAAGCUGCGAAAGUACCAGCAAGACGGUGUCAACUGGAUGGCGUUCCUCGCCAAGUACCAGCUUCACGGCAUCCUCUGCGACGACAUGGGUCUCGGCAAGACGCUCCAGUCGAUCUGCAUCCUUUCGUCCAAGCACUUCGAAAGGGCGGAACGAUACAGGCUGACGCAGGCCGCCGAUGCAAAGCCUCUGCCGAGUUUGAUCAUUUGCCCUCCGACGUUGACUGGACACUGGUGCCACGAGAUCAAGCAGUACGCCAACAAUCUGCGACCCCUGCUCUACUCGGGACUGCCCGCCGAACGUGCGCGUCUCCAAGGCGAGAUCCAUCGCUACGAUGCCGUGGUCAUGUCGUACGACGUGGUGCGCAACGACAUUGCUGCACUUUCGCAGAUUUCGUGGAACUACUGCAUCCUUGACGAGGGUCACAUCAUCCGCUCGGCCAAGACGAAGACGACGAAGGCUGUCAAGCUGAUCCGAGCCAACCACCGAUUGUUGUUGUCCGGAACGCCGAUCCAGAACAACGUUUUGGAGCUAUGGUCGCUUUUCGAUUUCCUGAUGCCUGGGUUCCUCGGAACGGAGCGCAGCUUCCACGAGCGAUUCGGCAAACCCAUCAUCGCUUCGCGCGACGGCAAGCUCAGCGCAAAGGAGCAAGAGGCAGCAGCGUUGGCGUUGGAAGCGCUGCACAAGCAGGUGCUCCCCUUUUUGCUGAGAAGGUUGAAGGAGGACGUGCUGGACGAUCUGCCGCCGAAGAUCAUCCAGGAUAUCGAGUGCGAUUUGGGCGAGAUCCAGAAGCAGCUCUACGACGACUUCAGCAAGGAGCAGAACGAGGACGAGGCCGAGGCGUUUGCAGGCUCGGCGGCGAGCUCGGGAGGCAAGGAACCCAACGCGGAGAAGCAGCACGUGUUCAAGGCGUUGCAGUACAUGCGCAAGCUGGUAAACCACCCUUCGCUGGUUUUGACGGACGAGAAUCCGAAGCACGUGGCGAUCAAGCAGAAGCUUGUCAAGGGUGGAGGAUCGUUGAACGAUAUUUCGCACUCGCCCAAGUUGCAAGCGCUGCGACAGCUGCUGUUGGACUGUGGCAUCGGAGGUGGAGCUGCUUCGGGAGGUGGUGGCGGAUCCGAUUUAAGCAGCGAUGUUGGCGGAGGCGAAAGUGCUGUCUCUCAACACCGCGUCCUGAUCUUCUGUCAACUGAAACAGAUGAUCGACAUCAUCCAACGCGACCUCUUCGCCGCCCUCAUGCCCUCGGUGUCGUACAUGCGUCUCGACGGAUCCGUCAGCGCCGAAAAACGCCACUCGAUCGUCCAGACCUUCAACGCCGAUCCCUCGAUCGACGUGCUCCUCCUCACCACCCAAGUCGGCGGUCUCGGCCUGACGCUCACCGGCGCCGACACGGUCAUCUUUGUCGAACACGACUGGAACCCCAUGAAGGACCUCCAAGCCAUGGACCGUGCGCAUCGACUGGGUCAGAAGAAGGUCGUCAACGUCUAUCGCUUGAUCACGCGCAACACCCUCGAGGCCAAGAUCAUGGGGUUGCAGAGGUUCAAGUUGAACAUUGCGAAUAGCGUGGUCAACCAGCAGAAUGCGGGGAUGGAUAGUAUGGAGACGGAGCAGAUUUUGGAUCUGUUCAACGCGCAAGGGGGAGCGGGACAGGGGACGAACGGUGUAGAUGCGGAGGCGGGGAAGAAGAAGGGUUUCGGCAAGUUGACCCAGAAACAGAUUCUCGAGGGGGCUCAUCGUGGACCGGAGAACGAGGAGACCGAGUAUAGCGAGAUGAGCGGUUGGAGGCCUGACCAGUGA
Messenger RNA from Pseudozyma hubeiensis SY62, 6342 nucleotides. RefSeq lists its product as hypothetical. NCBI's taxonomy places the organism in Eukaryota, Fungi, Basidiomycota, Ustilaginomycetes, Ustilaginales, Ustilaginaceae. Bases 1 to 6342 code for a protein of 2113 amino acids. The record is from RefSeq and is a predicted model, not a curated record. The transcript has a single exon. Gene Ontology annotation, molecular function: ATP-dependent chromatin remodeler activity; ATP binding; ATP hydrolysis activity.